Molecule: messenger RNA, 3554 nt
Organism: Panicum virgatum (switchgrass)
Lineage: Eukaryota; Viridiplantae; Streptophyta; Magnoliopsida; Poales; Poaceae
Product: chromatin assembly factor 1 subunit FSM-like
Exons: 12
Coding region: 279-3194 (971 amino acids)
Biological process (GO): nucleosome assembly
Cellular component (GO): nucleus; CAF-1 complex
Source: RefSeq, a predicted model, not a curated record
UUCCCGGUUCGGCGCCCUCUCUUCUCCACCAAUCUUCUCCGCUUCCCUCCUCGCGCCCGCUCACAUCCCCAGUCCAGAUCCGCCGCAGGCGCCGCCCACCUCCCCGAGGCCAACGCGGACGCCGCCGCCCUUCUCCGGCGGUACGCUUCGCGCCCUCCUCUGGCGCUUGGACUCCGCGGAUACGUAGGUGGAGUAGACCACUGUUUGAACAAAGAUUGGGCAGAGGAAUGCGCUGUUAGUUCCUGGAGUAGCAGCUGCAAGAUCCAAACCCUCCCGCCAUGGAGAGUGGCGGCAUGGUUCUUGGCGUUGCUCGCCCCGAAGAAGCCCCCGACAGCAACGGCGCAGGGGCACGCGACGAUUUGGGGCAAUCGCCGAUGCAAGUCGACGGCCCCGUUGUCCUCAACCGGCCCGCCGAGCUCGACUCGGGUGACUCGAUGGCCACCGAUGACGCCCCGGCGCAAGCACCGUCAAGCCAACCGGAGGCGCCGAUGCAGCAGUCUCCUGCUACGCUGACGGACACCAUCGUGGAGGUGCAGAAGCAGCUGAAGCGGAAGAGGGCCUCCAACGGCCCGGCGAUUGCUGACGCGGACAAGGACGCUCUUGUCGCCGGAUGCCGGCAGGAGCUCGAGGGCCUCUUCCAGUAUUACAAGGAGGUUUCUGAUCGCAAGAUGCAGUUUGAUGGUGGGAACCUGUCCGGCAACGCGUUGGUUGGCUGCUUGCUUGAGGAGAGCAGUCUUGGGCUGACCAAGUUGGUGGACGAGAUAUAUGAGAAGAUGAAGGGAUUGGAGGGUGUGUCGACGGCUUCGGUCCGUAGCUCUGUCCUGCUCGUUGGGCAGAGGAUGAUGUACGGGAAAUCUUCCCCGGAUGCUGACGUGUUGGAAGAUGAAUCAGAGUCAGCUCUUUGGUGCUGGGAGAUAAGAGAUCUGAAGCUGAUGCCUGUGAAAGCACGCAGCACUCUCGGUACAAGGAGAUCUGUCAGAAAGAAAAUCCAUGAUAGGAUCGAUGCCAUCUAUUCAACUUUGUCAGUUCUGGAAAACCGAGGAGUUGAAACCCAAGUGAAUGAUCUCAGGAAAGCAUCAUUAAAAUUGAAUAAAUCAUUGAACCUGGAAGAGAUCAGAUUAAUGGUGGAACGAGUGACUCAGAAGAACAACACAGAAAGAGGUGUGAGAGAUGCUGGGUCAACAGCUAAGGAAUUGAUGAAAGAAGCAGAGAAAAAUGGCCAAAAUGUUAGCAGACUUGACGAUGCGAGUGUCUCUGAACUGCAGAAUGGAAACUUGCCUGCUAAUGAAAAGGAGAUUCAGAAAGUGCAAAAACAAGUUGAGAAGGAAAUAAAACGCCAGGAGAAAGAAGAAGCUCAGAUGAGGAAAUUACAAAAGAAACAGCAAGAAGAGGCACUAAGGGAACAGAAGAGACGUGAAAAGGAAGAAGCUGAAGCUAAGAAACAACAAAAAAAGCAAGAAGAGGAAGCAUUGAAAGAACAGAAGCGUCGUGAAAAGGAAGAAGCCGAAAUGAAGAAACAGCAGAAAAAACAGCAAGAGGAAGCUGAGAAAGAACAGAAACGGCGUGAGAAGGAAGCUGCACAACUCAAGAAGCAACUAGCCAUUCAAAAGCAAGCUUCUAUGAUGGAGCGCUUUUUCAAAAGUAAGAAAGACAGUGGAAAACUUCAAAAAUCUGGAGAUAAUGACUCGGCUGGUCCCAUUAACAAAAAAGAAGUUCCAGCAACCACAUCAAAAAUUGAUUCUUCCUUGUCUCAACAAGAGAACUGGGUUUUAGAGGAUCUUCGGAGAUUGCAGGUCACUGGUUGGCAGAAGCUAUCUAGCUACAAUAGAUCCUCCAGAUGGAGUAUUAGGCGCAAACCCAAGGUGGAGGCAUUUAAAGAGCUCAAGCUUCAAAAAUCUUCAGAUGAUAUGGUUGAUGAAAUACUUUCCACUCAAAAUGAAGAUAGCUGCCACAACUCAAGUCAGGAGAAUGAACAUGAUAAGCUUGAAAGUGACAUUGACAUGCUACCAACAAGUGAGGCGCAAUGUCAUGGCACCAGUAAUGCUAAACCUUUGCAAACUAGAUUGAUUAGGAGGAAACUUCUGCAAUUUGACAAAAGUAACAGGCCAGCGUAUUAUGGGACCUGGAGGAAGAAAAGUGCUGUUGUUGGCCCAAGAUGUCCACUUAAGAUGGAUCCUGAUCUUGACUACGAGGUUGAUAGUGAUGAUGAAUGGGAAGAGGAGGAUCCUGGUGAGAGUCUUUCUGACUGUGAGAAGGAUGGUGAUGAAGUUAUGGAAGAAGAUUCCAAAAUUACAGAUGAAGAUGAAGAUAGCUUUGUUGUGCCUGAUGGCUAUCUCUCGGACAAUGAGGGGAUACAGAUAGAAAGUCUAUUGGAUGAUAAGGAUGCGGAAGCUUGUAGCUCACCAACUGGUCAGUGCACAGAAGUUGAAGAAUUCAGGUCUUUACUCCGCCAGCAAAAAGUCCUGAACACUUUGACUGAGCAGGCUCUUCGGAAGAGCCAGCCUCUUGUUAUAUCCAACCUAUAUCAUGAAAAAGCUGAAUUACUGACUGCCGAAGACCUCAAGGGAACAGCAAAGGUUGAACAACUAUGUCUGCAAGUUCUUUCAAUGCGCAUCUGUCUGGGAGGUGCGGUUGUUGAUGUGCCUUCUAUUGACAACUCAUCUGCAAGUGCUGAGGAAAUUAACCAGUCCAAUGUGAAAAAUGGUUCUCCUGCUUCUGCAUCUGCUAUACCAGAAACAGACCUACCAGAAAUUGUUCAGGUGAUUCGAUCAUGUCGAGAUGGUAUCAACAAGGUGGUCGAAUUACUGCAUCAGAAGUUUCCAAAUGUUUCAAAGUAUCAAUUAAACCGUAGAGUGAGGGAGAUAUCUGACUUUGUUGAUAAUCAUUGGAAGGUCAAGAAAGAGAUUCUUGACAAGCUAGGCCUGGAUUCUUCACCAGGUACUCUUCUCCACCUGUUCUUUUGGCGAUAUGAAUACUUGGCCUUGACAAAUAUUCUCACAAACGAUUGUUUUUCAGUGAAAUGCAAAAAGACUAAAGGCAUAGCCAUGUACUUCUCGAAGCGGUGUUUACCUCCAGAAGAGGCCAUCAAUGCUCUGGCAUCUUCACCUGAGCUGUGCUUGAAAUCUAAAACCAUUCAAAAUGGCAACGGUGGCACUGAAGCUCCUCAGAUUAAUCUGUUCCCCUCGUCCCAGUAGAGUCCUGAAGCUUUAUUCCUCAGGAUCAGGGUUCCAUGGAGCUGUGCGCAAAGAUGAGCACUGAGUAACAGUGGUGCGUGUACAAAGACUACAGAAGCGCAGCUUAAUUUUCCAUCUUCACUGACUGAAGAUGACCCAACUAGAACUUGGGUUUUUGACAACAUGGAGGUCUGGAUAAUGUUUCUGGGUGCUGACAUGUUGUAAUUUUAGCCAAAAAAUAAGUUAAUUUAUGAAGGAUACUGGUUGAUGUAUUUGGUCUUGAUGUGUCCAACAUGUAUCUAUCAAUUGUUAACGCAGGCGGCAGGCCAUUUGAUCUGAAAUUGCUCAUCGCCUGCAACUUGUGUUAACAGUGUUUAUUUA